GCAGCUUCCGGCUUCCGGCCGGGCCCGCGGUCGUCGCGCGCAGCCGUCAUGGCGGCGGAGGAGAAGGACCCUCUGAGCUACUUCGCGGCUUACGGCAGCAGCAGCUCCGGCUCCUCGGGCGAGGAGGAUAACAGCGAGCCGGAGGAAGCAAGCCGCAGGGCCCCAGGUCCUGCGAAGUCGGCGGGCGGCUGCGGGAGCGAGGCGGAGAAGCGGCUGCCGGGCCCCGACGAACUGUUCCGGAGCGUGACCCGCCCGGCCUUUCUCUACAAUCCGCUCAACAAGCAGAUAGACUGGGAGCGGCACGUCGUCAAGGCGCCCGAGGAGCCUCCCAAGGAGUUCAAAAUCUGGAAGUCAAACUAUGUACCACCUCCAGAGACCUACACUACUGAGAAGAGACCUCCCCCGCCAGAGCUGGAUAUGGCAAUAAAAUGGUCCAACAUCUAUGAGGACAAUGGCGAUGAUGCCCCACAGAACGCUAAGAAGGCGAGGCUUCUGCCCGAAGGGGAGGAGACCGUGGAAUCAGAUGAUGAAAAAGAUGAGCAUACUUCUAAAAAGCGCAAAGUAGAACCAGGAGAACCAACAAAGAAGAAAAAGUAGAAAACAACAAUGACAAGAAUUUCUGGACUGCAAAACUUGUUGAAACGGUUUUUUUGGGCAAAUUAAGUUGACAUUUUAAAUUAUUAUGAAACAACAUCUCCAUGAAAGAACAUGUUAAUUAAUAAUAAGUAUUGCUGUGGGAACUGUCCACUGUAGAAUUCAUUUUUUUAUUUAAAACUUUAUUUAAAACUCAAGUGGUGAUUUGUGAUUGUGAAAUUGACAACACAUGGAAGCAUUCUGGCUAUCACAGAAUUGGUGACAUGCUUUGAGUUUUGUCACAUGUCGACAUGCCAAUGUUCUAUGAACCUUUUAUAAAGGAAUAUAUUUUUAAAGUAAAUAUAUUGUAAUGUACUGUGAACUUGUAGGGUGCUUUUCAACAGUGUUUGUACAGUGUAAAUAGAUCAUGGAAAUAAAAUUACUUAUUCAAUAUUACUAUUAUUGCAUAGCAUUAACAUUUGAUUAUUUGUCUGUGACAGGUACCCUCUUUGCCAUGUGAUGUUUUAAUAGUAGGUUUGACCAUCUAGGGAGUGCCUCCUUUGUUCAGGUGCUUUGUGUGGAUACUUUUCUCUGAUCCUCAAACAACCAGAUAAAGCAGGUAUUAGUGGCUUCAUUUUUUAAUAAAGAGAGAUUAACUUAUCCAAGAUUCCACAACAAGUGAGCAAUGAUUUUUGGGAUUUAAUUCAGGACACUUGAACUCCAAAAUCAUCACCCUAACCCACCUACCCAGCAAGAAGAAUUUCAUUGCCUUCUUGGGACUACAGUUGUCAUGUCUUCAGGUGCUCUUUCUGGUUAGGGAGAUCUCCUUCCCUGAUUGUAUUCCUGCACUUUAUUGAGUAAGCCUUAUGUGAUGGUUAUUCAUUAAUUUCCCUGGUUAAUAGUUUUCUGAAGAUAAAGAUUCUCUAUAAAGAAUUGCCAGAUGUAGCAAAUAAAAAUACAGGAGACACCCAGUUAAAUUUGAAUUUUAGAUAAACAACAAUGUUUUGAAUGGGCAAUAUUUGGGACAUACUUACACUAAAAAUUUGUUUAUCUGAGACUCCGAUUUAACCAAGCAUCUUGUGUUUUAUCUGACAACACUACUUCUAUUGUUUUUUCUAUAUGUCUCCUAUUUGAAUGCUUCGCAUAGAGUGAUAAUCAAAAUCAGCAAGGGAUAGGAAAUUGAUAAUCUUACUUCUACAGUCCUGGAUCAGUGCAGUUACUUAUAGCAUUUUGAACUAUGAAAAGGAGAGGCUAUGUGUUGUAUCAAUCCUUCCAUGAAUCUUCAUGCGUUUAUUUUAUUUAUUUAUUUUUUAAGAUUUUUUUUUUUGAGAGACACGGAGAGAGGGAGAGAGACAGAGACAGGCAGAGGGAGAAGCAGGCUCCAUAUGGGACUUGAUCGCAGGACUCCAGGAUCACACUCUGGGCUGAAAGCAGGCUCUAAACUGCUGAGCCACCCAGGCAUCCCUCUUCAUGCCUUUAAGAGACCAGAGUUAUUACAGGACCCUGCACAUUUAGUGUAUAAGAAAAAUUAAAGACAUUGGUCUUUAAGUUUUUUAAAAAAUCCUCAAUCCAGUUGUUUUUCUUCAAUACUGGAAAAACCGUAUUUGAAAAACUACAAAUUUUUUUAAAUUGGGAACAUGGAUCAAGUAGAUUAAAAUUUGUAGAAGUCAUUAAAAGUGAUGGUGCUAGCCAUGGUGUUUUGUGAAAUGAGGAAGGAAUGUAACAGUAUGAUAGCUUCCAGUACAUCUCAAACUUACAAAAACUAUUUAUCUUCUAGCUUUAUAGUUGUAUGAUUCCCAGAAUGGAAGCAAUUGGUAGGGCAAGAAACUUCUUGUUUAAAGCCUUUGUAUAUGAAUAAUUUGGAGGGCUAUGGUAUCAUAUUAGGGAGUGGCAUCAAGUGAUUAGUCAUGACUCCAGUGUGACACCAAACUAAACAAAUGGAAUUAUAAUUGUGAGUCUGUGAUUCCCAAGUCUAGAGAAAUCUAUUAUCUGGAUACAUGUAUUAGUGGAGCAGAUAUCUCAAGAAAUUACAGGAUUUAAAAAUUAGCAUGAAGGCAGACCUCACACCAAAGCCAAACAAAACCCAGCAAGCUACUUACUGUCUGGAUAUCUAGCCUCUUUUUACCACCCAUUGGUUCAACUUCCAACUUGUGACGGAACAAAACCUUACUAGAUCAGUCCCUACUGAUGCUUUCAGCCCCCCUUCUAGAAUGUAACACAAUGGAGUAGGUGGGGAGGAAUAAAUACCACUUUUUUGGAAGGGGAUUUGGUAUUUCAGGGCAGGUAGUGGCUACACUUGUGAGCUCAUUAAGCACCUGCUGGGAGAUGUACACCUAUGUGAAUAGUGUGAUUUAGGAUGGGGGAGAUACACUUUAGGAAGAAGGAAGCUAAAUACUUUGGAGUGAUCUGAUUUUGCCAUUUGUAUCUCAUUGGGUUUCUUUUCAAAAUAUGGCCAAAAAGCAGAAGGGGAAAGAGGACUCUAUCUGUAUUGUUUCUUUUUUAGAGAAUCCAGUCACUUGAUAAAGUUGAUUGUUUCCUCAUCUUUAAGGAAAUUAAGCCAUACCAGGCAUAAAUGACUUUCUUUUGUGCAAGGAUAAAGUUUGAGAAGAACUAAGCAUUUGUGGGCCAUAUUUUAAAUUCAAAGUGUUAAUAGCAUUAUGGAGUUUUGUGGAAAACGUUGUAGCUGGAAUCAACAUUACUGAGAAAAUCGACACUGAUUUUUAGCCAUUAAAAUACUAAUAUUUGCAAACUUACAACUUUCUUGUCUAAAUCCUUAAUGCUGUGUAGUGCUUUUGAAUUCACAAAGUUCAAUCACAGUAUUCUAGUUUCCAAAAACCUAAUGAGGUAGGCUUUAUCAUUACCAAAUUAGAGAAAUGAGAAACCGGUCCAGCCAAAGGCAAUAUACCCACAAAUACAAGAGUUAGCUUCAGAGCUCAGGUUAGAAUCUGUAAUCUCAUUCUAUAUAAAAUUUAUGGAGUACUUCUGGUACAAAGCACUGUGUUAGGAACAAAGGACCCAUUUUUAUUUUAGCAAAAUCACAUUGGUAGCCAUAAGGGGAAAGGACAUGUAGGGACUGAGACCAGUUGCAGUAGUUCGGUAGAGCAGUAUCUGCGUGAGCGAAGGCAUUGGCGAAGAGGUGGGUAUGAGAAACUGAUAGUCCUUGUUAGUUGGAUAUAGUGGCUGAGAGUGAGGUUUCCUUUUAUUGCAAACUAUAUAUUUAUAUAUAUAUAUAUAUAUAAUUAAAAUGUCAAUGGGCUAUAAUCCAGGUUUGGACAUGACCUGCACAUAAAACAUGUUGCCAUACCAUUUAGACACAAAGCCCUAUUAGAGAUAUUUAAAAGUAUCUCCAGCUAUCUGAAUGAAAAGUCAAAAUUUUGACUAAUUGAAACCACAGCUGGACUUAGGUGUCACUGGUGGUAUUUUGGGUUUUAGCCUUUUGUGUCCAUACUGAACUGCUUCCCUACUUAGUACAGAAGUUCCAGACAUUCUUACCAAAAAAGUGUUAAAUUCCCAGCAAGAGGUUUGGACUUUUCAUUAUAUUCUAAAGCUUUCUCUCUUCUCAUUACAUAGUUUUCCCAAUUUGAAGCAUUGCUUUGCAUUGUAAAAAAAAAAAAAAAAA
Messenger RNA from Canis lupus familiaris (dog), 4192 nucleotides. RefSeq names its product chromosome 6 C1orf52 homolog (gene C6H1orf52). The record is from RefSeq and is a predicted model, not a curated record. Bases 49 to 597 code for a protein of 182 amino acids. The transcript has 3 exons. NCBI's taxonomy places the organism in Eukaryota, Metazoa, Chordata, Mammalia, Carnivora, Canidae.